AUGGCUGCAGAGGAGAAGUGGAAAAGUUUGGCUUCUAAACAGCCCAGGGAGGCUGAAGGGGCAGGUGAACAGGAGCUGUGGGUGCCCCUGGGCCGGCAGCUGGCUGAAGCGGGAAGGUUUGCUUAUGCAGCACUCUGUGCGAUAUCCCUGGCGUGGCUCUUCCCUGAGGAUGAGCAAAGCUCCUUCAGGACCGAAUUCACUGAGGGCUUUGUGAAAUGGCUGGACCUGCCUGAAGCUGUCUUACCUGCCAUGACAGCAUUUGCUAGUGGCUUUGGAGGUGAGGGCACAGAAACUUUUGUCCAGAUUUUGCUGAAGGAUCCCACCUUGAAAGAAAAUCCAGUUGUCAUUACCCAAGACCUUCUAUCCUUCUGUCUUAGAGAUGGGUACUAUGAUGCUCGAGCAAGGGUGUUGAUCUGCCACAUCACCUGGCUGCUGAGAAUCCCCCUGGAGGAGCUGAAAGCCCUGGAGGAAUCGCUGCUUGAGAACCUGAGGGAACAAAAGGAGGAAGAGUCUGAAACUGCAGAGGUAUCCAGAAAAAAGAAGGAAAGAAGCAAAAAGCUGAAGAGAUGCCUGCUGAUUGGUUUGGCCACUGUUGGAGGAGGAACAGUGAUUGGCUUGACAGGGGGUCUGGCUGCCCCUCUGGUUGCUGCAGGAGCUGCUACUAUCAUUGGAAGUGCUGGAGCAGCUGCCUUAGGUUCCACUGCUGGGAUUGCUGUCAUGGCAUCACUCUUUGGAGCAGCGGGAGCUGGACUUACUGGAUACAAGAUGAAGAAGCGUGUGGGAGCCAUAGAAGAGUUUGAAUUCCUCCCACUUACUGAAGGAAGGCAACUUCAUAUCACCAUAGCAAUUACCGGAUGGCUUUGCACAGGCAAAUAUGGGAGCUUCACAGCACCAUGGAGCAGCAUGUUGCACUCCAGCGAGCAGUACUGCCUGGCCUGGGAAACCAAGUACCUCAUGGAGCUUGGCAAUGCCUUAGAUUCCCUGCUGAAUGGUUUUGUGAGCAUGAUGGCUCAGGAAGCCCUAAAAUUCACUGUCUUGUCAGGUAUUGUGACAGCCUUGACUUGGCCAGCUUCACUCCUGACUGUGGCCAGUGUCAUUGACAACCCCUGGGGAGUGUGUCUCCAUCGUUCUGCUGAGGUUGGAAAACACCUGGCACAUAUCCUGCUCAGUCGACAGCAGGGCAAACGACCUGUCUCACUGAUUGGCUUCAGUUUGGGUGCAAGAGUCAUUUAUUUCUGCCUGCAAGAAAUGGCUCAAGAAAAAGACUCUCAAGGGAUCAUUGAGGAUGUGGUUUUACUGGGAGCUCCAGUGGAAGGAGAAGCCAAGCACUGGAAAGCUAUCAGGAAAGUGGUGUCAGGCAGGAUCAUAAAUGGUUACUGCAGGGGGGACUGGCUGCUGAGGUUUGUAUACAGAACCUCCUCUGUCCAGAUCAACGUUGCAGGCCUCCAGCCAGUGGACUUGGAUGACAGGAGGAUGGUAAACAUGGACCUUUCAUCUGUAGUGAACGGCCACCUGGACUACAUGAAGCAAAUGGACAUGAUCCUAAAAGCUGUGGGUAUCAAAACCAAGGAGUGUCAACUGGAAGAGAAGGGCAGCAGGAGUCUUUUGUCCCCUCAAGCCAAGAAAUCAGAGCAGGCAGCAGGCAGUGAGGCUAGAGGAGAGGAAGACAUGGCACGAGAGGAGGAUGCAGCAGAUGGUGAGGCUCUCCCAGCUGGCCACACUCACUGCCAGCAUUCCUCCAGCCACCUCCUGGGGGAAACCAACUUCCCCUGCCCAGCCUCUUCACACAGUAGGGACAGCAGGGAGCAGGCAGCAGGAAAAGGAGCAGAUUAG
Messenger RNA from Chaetura pelagica (chimney swift), 1833 nucleotides. RefSeq names its product transmembrane and coiled-coil domains 4 (gene TMCO4). Bases 1 to 1833 code for a protein of 610 amino acids. The record is from RefSeq and is a predicted model, not a curated record. The transcript has 13 exons. NCBI's taxonomy places the organism in Eukaryota, Metazoa, Chordata, Aves, Apodiformes, Apodidae.